AUGGAACUUAUGUUCGGCGAAGUUGAUGAAUCACACAAUGUUUUUCUCGAGAGGUCAAGUCCUGUGACGGAGGUCAAUAACUGUGUUAGUCAAACAAAGAAUAACGAAAUUAAGGUGCCCGAUAAUAAUGAUAAUGAAACUUCAGGAGGAAGCAAUAGUGUAUUACCCCAUGAAGAAAGUGGGAUACAGCCUUCUACUUAUCAUGGUAAAAAUUUGCUGUCAAAUGAAGCCAGACCAAGUGAAACUUAUUCUUAUGAUUCUGAGCAACAGCAUAGUAAUCUCAGACCGUGGAAGCCUGUGGACCAGCGAUUUACUGCUUUGAAAUAUGCAUGCGAUAAGCUGUUAGGUGAUAACUGUGCGCUUUAUGAAUGUGGUCCUAGAUGGCAUGUUGAUGUAGACGAAGCAUCGAAAAGUAAUGGGCCUGUUCGUACAACCCCUUCUCUCAACAGAAGUGGUAAUUUUGGUGUUGAUUUGUUGAAACCACAAUGUUGGCAACCUACAGCUGAAACAUACAAUAAGUGGAGAGCGAGGGUUCGUGCUUUGGGUAAUUAUGCAAAAUGGCACCAAGGGGAGUUAUUUAUACACAACUUUGGACCCAGCGAUCGUCAGUUGUUUAAUGAUGCAGUUAUGAAAUUUGGUCUUCCACCACCUGGUAUUAUUCCGCCCCGAAAUUGGCUUCCAUCAGCUUUACAUCAUAAAUCUCACCUUCAUCUCUUUGGUUAUGUGGACUUAUACAUGAAGCAUCUAUGUGAUGACCGAUAUGCUUUAGAUGAUUCGAAAGACACAUGGUCCGAUGGUUUACCUAAGGAACACCUGUGCGUCCCUGCUGUACUAUCACGUGUUGCAAUGCUGGUUCUUAUUAGAAAUAAAGUAUUAGAAUAUGAAGAUAUUAACGGUGCAAGAAGUAUUGCUACUGAUAUGGCUGGAGACUCUGAAAUGAUACUAAAGAGUCAAAGAAUUUGGCAUUCACGUCAUGAUUAUUGGUUGCUUGCUGGUAUACUUGUUCAUGGAUAUGCCAAUUGGGAUGAUAUACUGGCCGAUCCACGUUUCGUUAUAGUAAAAUUUGGAGUGUCUGGUGUACUAGACGCUAUGAAUAGACUUAUGAAUUCUGAAUUAACAACUGUGCCUGUACGUAUUCCCUCAGACUAUACCGAAUUUCAUGCCUUUUUAACGGAUCGUUUAAAAUUGAUUGAGCAAGCUUUAGUUAUCGAACAAUCUUUAUAUGAAGUUGCUGAAGUUGCUGUUACCAGAAGCACAGACCAGACAUCAUUAGAUUCAGGUCGUAUUAAAGAUGCAGCUGUUAAUUUAUCUAACAAAUUAAUUCUAUCGGAUACCAAUAAAUGUAUUGUUUUACCUAAGGAUUCAAAAGCAAAAGAAGCAACACGUGCAGCGGUUCGUAAUCUUCAGGAUCUACUUGAAGAUAUGUAUGCAGAUCUUCCUGGUAUGCCAGCCUCAUUAAUAAUCAUAGAUGGAUGUAACAGCGAUUCCAAAGCGAAAAACGCGCCAAAUCUAUCGAAUGAAAGUAGGAAUGGUAUGAUUGCUGACACCUCAUCGCAUUUAUCAAACAAUAUACAAACGGAUGCCUAUAAUAAUGGUGACCAUAGUGUGACUAGUGACAAUGAAUUAAUUUCAGGCGAACUAACUCGUUCUUGUAAUGAAAGAGGUGUUGUUGAUUGUCCAAAACUUCUGUCGGAAACAUUCCACCAUAGUUGUGAAGCUGAUAAACUUCAAAGCACAUCUCUGUCCGAUGAGCCCAUAGUUAUUGUAUUGUCCGACGACGAAGAUAGUGUGCAACAAAAUUCUAUUGAGAGUCAAGCGACUGAUCGUUUCAAUCCGGAAAACGACACUACCAAUAAAAAUAAUGCUGGCGAAGUUUGUGUAUUUUCAAACCUACCUAAAACAGUCAGUGGUGGUGGUAACUCUCUGUACUUCACUAGUUGA
Messenger RNA from Trichobilharzia regenti, 1941 nucleotides. NCBI's taxonomy places the organism in Eukaryota, Metazoa, Platyhelminthes, Trematoda, Strigeidida, Schistosomatidae. The record is from the annotation of a GenBank genome assembly.